Molecule: messenger RNA, 1935 nt
Organism: Fonsecaea multimorphosa CBS 102226
Lineage: Eukaryota; Fungi; Ascomycota; Eurotiomycetes; Chaetothyriales; Herpotrichiellaceae
Exons: 3
Coding region: 1-1935 (644 amino acids)
Biological process (GO): regulation of cell cycle phase transition; positive regulation of nuclear cell cycle DNA replication
Cellular component (GO): nucleus; Dbf4-dependent protein kinase complex
Molecular function (GO): zinc ion binding; protein serine/threonine kinase activator activity; nucleic acid binding
Source: RefSeq, a predicted model, not a curated record
AUGGCGACUUCCUCUCGUCGAGUUCCGCUGGCCAGCAUUUCCAAUGCUACCAACUCUCCCCACCGUCCACUCACCAACAGCAGCUCUAAGCGACCCAGGAGCAUAGCCAAUGUGUCUCAGCAGGAGAAUGAACCUCCUCACAAACGCCUCGCCAUCGACAGGACCGGUCGCGAGGUCUUCAAUCCAGCGACCCCUCAGAAACAAUCCCAUCCGCCCUUGCCGGAGGGUCGCGUCUUUGAAAGAGGCCAUGGAGAGUCUGCUUCGACAGCUUUCCAAAGAAGACUGGUGGCUGCCAGGGACAGAGACCGCACUGCAGGUCUUCGUGUGACCAAGAAUGUUGAUACUCUUCCCAAAGAAGACACGGCCGAGUUCAAAGCGUGGCAACGACAUUAUCGAAAAUUGUUUCCCUCCUUCAGGUUCUACUUUGAUGGAUUUCCCGAGGAUGUCAAGUCACGCUUCCUCCGGCACAUAACAGCUCUCGGGGCAAAAGAAGAAAAGUUCUUUUCAAAAGCCGUCACCCACAUCGUAACAGCUCGCCAUAUUCCAGCGGAGCUGGCUAAGAACACUUCCCCUGGAGAAGAAUCUGCGCAAACAUCUCCGACUGAAGACCAGCCUCAAACCAUCAAUCCAUCUUUGCUCGAAAAGAACCCUCGCGGAUCUGCCGGCCCCAAUGUGACGCGCACUACCGUCAACCCGAUGGAUAUCCUUGUUAGAGGGAAAGAGAUGGGCAUGAAAAUCUAUUCCAUUGACAAGCUGCAAAGAGUACUCAACUCUAUUCUCGAUGACGCGGCAAAUCAUGGCCAUCAUACCCGAGCAUCAGCACAUACCACGCGACAUCAGCGUGAAGACUUGGGGGAAGUUUUGAGAAAUGAGAAACUCGGCGUCGCGUCGGAGAGGGAACUCCCAUUUAUGUCUUUGGUCGCGUUCAAAGGUCCAUUCAUCUAUGUUCAUGACAUGGAUGAAAAGCACCGUCCCACCUUGGUCAGGGAGUAUCCGAAGGUGGCACGGAGGGCUGAUGGCGAAUGGCCUCAAUUUCGAUCUGCCAGUGUUGGGAAAUGUCCAUUCGUUGAGGACCCUGCUAUGAAGAAGGAUAUCGAGCAGGAACAGAAACGAGCCCAGAAGCUUGCCUUGCAGCAGGAACAACAGCGUCAGCAACAGCAACGGCGUGAACAACAUGUACCUCGCACCCGAUCCCAUGUUACUGUUGCCGCCGCAGGUCACGAUGCUCCCCGACGUGCUAGCCCAAGGAAGGCCCUGCAAACGGUCGACAAUGGUGCAAAUGCAUCCGUCGAUCUAGAGAAGGAGAAGGAAUCCAAGAGCCACUCGCUUGUUAUGGAACGUCAGCCAUCAUUCCCUCCCAUGCCGAGGCGAGGCGACCUCGAAUUUGUCCGCCCGCCGCAGCUACACAUGGCUCGAGAACCUGCAGCAUCCGGGAUCCAGAGAUCCAAUCUUACAUCGGCUAUUCAAUCCCAGGUGAUUUCUUCGACAGCGGCCACGGGAGCCAAAGCCGGCACGAGCAAAGAGGUGCAUCACCAAUUGCAGCGCCAGGUCCUUGAGCGCACCCAUACUGGAAGCCUUUCUGUUGGGUCUAUUCCGUCAUCCCACCGCAUGAAUGACCUUGCCGGGGUUCUUAAGAAUGCCCGGGGUACCGCUCCGCAAAGGGCAGCCAAAAGCAAAGCACAAGAGAAAUUGGGCGGGAUCCAAGAAGAAGCAGACUCCCAUGCCGAUGACAUCGCGGCUGAACGCGCCACACAUACGUCGAGGAAGAAGAAGUCUGUCAAGAAGGAGGCCAAGCCAGGGUACUGCGAGAAUUGCCGUGACAAAUAUGAUGACUUUGACGAGCAUAUUGUGUCCCGUAAGCACCGAAAGUUUGCAAUGACUCAGUCGAAUUGGACGGAACUUGACGCCCUUCUCGCAAAGCUCCAAGCCUCUUGA